CUCGCAGUCACCGCGAAUUAGAAUCGCGACCAUCUAAAUGCCACAUGACGCAAAUGUUUGGACAUAACGCGCGCUGUGAUGCAUCUUGCGAUCAACUUUGCUGCUCGUAAGUUGAGGGGUUGGCGGUUGCGAAUGGUGAUCCUGUGCUGUGUGGCUACAUUAUCCAUUACGAUGUUCUACGUCCAUAUUAUUCCACGGUGGAGUGGCGAUAAUUCCUCGAGUGGGCAAGAAUUCUGGAAUUAUCCAGAUGAUAUGCUAUGGCCACAAUCCUCGGGAAAACACCAAGGGCUACAUGUAUAUGUAGUUGAAGAACACCACGAAGUUAUUCCAGUCUGGGUGAAUUAUCUGAAGAUGAAUCAUGGAAAAAAGGCAGUUCUGAUUCAUAUAGAUGCCCACGGUGAUAUGGAUUUUCCUGAAAUUGUGGAUGGCUUCCCCUUGGGCCGAUUUCCCCAAUCCGAUAUUGAGGUUUCUACUAUGAUGCAAGCAAACGACGUAUUCAUUCAGAGUGCCAUUGUUGGACAACUGCUAAAGGAUGUCUACUCUAUAUUUCCUCCGUGGGUGCCUUCGGAUUGCUCGGUUGAUCACUUUUACUUGGGACUAAAUGGUCCUUCUCGGGAUGCGCAAUUAUGUUUGUGUCCAACACGCAGUUCCGUGUCGUGCAAAAUGUUCAGGCGAUCUGAAUAUCUGAAGGAAUCGUUGAUUUCUUCCAAAGAAUGCCGCAAAGAGUGGGUAUUCUCCCACUACGAAUGCGGCUCUGAUGAUGCGGCGCCGGUUUUACGAUCAACGUUAACAAACUUGAUCCGUCUCCCCAGUGUUUCGUCAUCCACAUCACCCACCUCCCUGGCGUAUUACAACAGGAACCCAAUUAUAGUAGACAUAGACGAAGAUUUCUUCGGAGUUUACUUGGUCGCACGCAAUCUGACAGAUACUGGAUUAAAUAUUAUUGCCAUUUUACAGCUUGACCGAACGAUUCAAUCAAUAUUCUGUCCAAAAAGGGCAGUCGACGAAUCUUUCAUCGACACUUGGUUCCAGGAGCUGCUGGCUUACGUAAGAGCCACAUGUGCUCGAGCACUUUCGGGUAUGGAGGUAUUCGAGUGCCAGCGUAACAUCAGCGAACGAGUGUAUGACAGCUUGGUACAAAUGAACCCUGCGUGGUUAUGUCAAGAAGACAAUGGACCAUCUCUUCAAGACCUAGUGGAAACGCUAACACAUCCGACGAUAACAAAUGAGCAACUGCUGGCACUAUCACGUGUCGGACUAUGCCUCACCAACGCUUGGUCUUCAUAUGCUUACGAACCACGCAUGCGGCUGUGUAUAGGGCACAAUAGCCCCGGAAUGACUUUGGUCAAAGAACAUGUCCCCGACACGGAGGAGCUAAUGUUAUUGGCAUCCAAUCUUACCAAGGUAUUGCUGGCGAUCCCACAGAAGCCCGCUCUGAUUACCCUGUGUAGGUCAGCUCGUGAUGGUUACACGCCGCGCUGGUUGCAGCCUACCAUUGAGUACACUAUCACUGGCAUACUCAAAAGAUUAUUCAACUUAACACAGGGAGAUAUAAGCUACUCUCCUCGUCUGGCAGGUGGAGUUAACGGCUGGCAAGAUCGCAACUCCUGACCGAUCGCGCUUUUAUCAGUUCCUAGGUUUCUCGGGUAACCCAGCGUACAUUCUUCUGUCCACACUGAGAAUGAGGACCUCGCCCCAAGAUUAGUGCCUGCAGUAAAAGUGGAAGCAUGAACAACGACCUAUAAUUAUUACAAGUGAAAGUAAAAUAUUUUUUGGGA
Dicrocoelium dendriticum is the source of this 1778-nucleotide messenger RNA. NCBI's taxonomy places the organism in Eukaryota, Metazoa, Platyhelminthes, Trematoda, Plagiorchiida, Dicrocoeliidae. The record is from the annotation of a GenBank genome assembly.